Molecule: messenger RNA, 5169 nt
Organism: Neodiprion fabricii
Lineage: Eukaryota; Metazoa; Arthropoda; Insecta; Hymenoptera; Diprionidae
Gene: Btk29A
Product: tyrosine-protein kinase Btk29A
Exons: 12
Coding region: 1183-2727 (514 amino acids)
Biological process (GO): intracellular signal transduction; peptidyl-tyrosine autophosphorylation
Molecular function (GO): protein binding; non-membrane spanning protein tyrosine kinase activity; ATP binding
Source: RefSeq, a predicted model, not a curated record
CUUCAGUCGGUGUAUCACCGCGAGACUCGCGAGACCUGUGAAGAACAAACGAAAUGGCAACGCUCCAAUGACCCGAAGCUGCGUCGUCGAUCGACGAUCACGCGAUCUAACCCUGAAAUCGUGGAUCACCUCGCAGAAGCGACGUAACGUUGUGUGGCCCGUGUUAAAUUUACGCGGUACGAGUGAAGGUGCUUAAUUUUUCUGACGCGCUGGCUUUUACGUGCUGGUCAAGUUCACACGCGACCCUUCGGAAGUCGCUUCUUCGUUCCACCGAUCACAGCCUGAGGUCGGUGCUGGUAUCGAACUCGCGGUGGUCGUCGUUGCUGGCGCCGAAGGUCCGUCUCAAAGAGAAAACGUCGUCGUGUCCUCGAUACGUACCGCACUAGUGGUUUAGUCGUGCAGACGUACCGAAGGCGGUUGAGGCCGAGUAAAAUUUCCUCGCCUACCUACUCGGUGUGUUAGUGAGUGAGUAAAUUACACUACGGUGGUUCGGAGACCCGAACGGCUGUAUCGGCCUGUCAGCGUUUCUCUGUGCAUCGAAUGACGGAAACCAGUUUUUCCUCACCGAGACGAUGACGCGAAGAUACUUGUUGUUUACCGCCGAAAGCUUUAGGCCUGCAUCUUGCGGCUCUUGGGAUGUUUUUUUUUCUAAAACCACUAUCUACCGGCUGACAAUCCGUUUUCAUUGUUAAUAACGUCGCGACUUUGAAACGGGAGUUUUCUCUUUUUUUUUCAUUUUUUUUUUUCUUAACCACGCAGAUCACUCGUAGAUCCUCUCGUCGCAGGAUGGAAGCAUAUCGCGUCUGGUCUGAAGACCUUAGAGUCAGAAUAAAGAAACUAUUAACGACGAUUAGAGCCGGUCGUUUAAUCUCAAAGGCAAACGCGUCUUGCUUGAAAAUCACCUUUGGACACACUUUGCAUUCCCAUUGAGUCCAACCUUCGGGUGUUGAAAAUUGACGAGCAGCGAAUUGUUGUCGCAUCUUUCGUCCGCGACAUUCGAAAUGAACAUCGACUGCACCAGCGCUAUUGUAACCGCAGUUUGGAACGUCGUCAAUGUCAGCAGUUCGGAUCAGCUCUAAACUCUAAAGUGAAUCGCAACUCGCCUUCGGCAACCUCGAGUUAGCACCUAUUUCGGAUUACCGUUUGUACCUACCCGUGAAGUUUUCCCACAAACUCGUGCGGAUGAGCUCUCUGCUUGCCUCCUCGUUGAAGGGGGCUCUUCGUGGUGGACGCGAUCGACGCUCAGACGAACGCGAAAUGAAGCUGUUCGGAUGUCGAUGGUCCUUCUGGAACUUCGCUGCUAGUCUUACAGGGACCACAUCGACGCCAAUAAUGCCGAAUGGUGCACCAGGGACGCCAUCGUCGAAAGCGAAGGAGAAACUCAUGAUGCGGACGAAGGUUGUAGUCGCGUUGUACCCUUUCCGAGCCAUCGAGGGAGGCGACCUGUCCCUCGAGAAGGGGGCGGAAUACGAAGUGUUGGAUGAUUCUCAGGAGCACUGGUGGAAAGUCAAAGACGAGCAUGGAUCAGUCGGCUACAUACCCAGCAACUACGUGAAGGAAAAAGAACUUCUGGGUCUUCAAAAAUACGAGUGGUACGUGGGCGACAUGUCUCGUCAACGCGCCGAAUCUUUGCUAAAACAAGAAGACAAGGAAGGGUGUUUCGUUGUGCGCAAUUCCUCUACGAGGGGUCUAUACACGUUAUCUUUAUACACAAAAGUCGGGCACGCCCACGUCAAGCAUUAUCACAUCAAGCAGAAUCCACGAGGAGACUUUUACCUCUCCGAGAAACAUUGCUGCAACUCAAUUCCCGACCUCGUCAAUUACCACAGACAUAAUAGCGGCGGACUCGCCAGUAGACUGAAAACAAGUCCCUGUGAUCGUCCCGUUCCACCUACAGCUGGUCUCAGCCACGACAAAUGGGAAAUAGAUCACACGGAACUGCAUUUAUUCGAUGAAUUGGGCCAGGGACAAUUCGGCGUUGUCAGAAGAGGUAAAUGGCGCGGUUCCAUCGACGUGGCUGUAAAAAUGAUGAAGGAGGGUACCAUGUCCGAGGACGAUUUUAUAGAGGAAGCUAAAGUCAUGACUAAACUGCAACAUCAGAACUUGGUACAGUUAUACGGUGUCUGCAGUAAACAUCGACCGAUAUACAUAGUGACUGAAUACAUGCGGCAUGGAUCACUUCUCAACUACCUCCGCGGACAUGAAACAACCUUGGGUUCCAACGUUGGCUUGUUACUAGACAUGUGCAUACAGGUCUGCAAAGGGAUGGCAUAUCUAGAAAGGCAUAAUUACAUCCAUAGGGAUCUCGCCGCUCGUAAUUGUCUUGUGGGAUCUGAACAUGUUGUCAAAGUUGCUGACUUUGGCUUAGCUAGGUACGUGCUGGAUGAUCAAUACACCAGCAGCGGCGGUACAAAAUUCCCGAUAAAAUGGGCACCGCCUGAAGUUUUGAAUUAUACCCGUUUCAGCUCAAAGUCUGACGUAUGGGCGUACGGAGUAUUAAUGUGGGAAGUUUUUACUUGCGGCAAAAUGCCCUAUGGUCGUCUAAAGAAUACCGAAGUUGUUGAACGUGUUCAACGCGGGAUGGUCCUAGAAAAGCCCAAGGCCUGCUUCAAGGAAGUUUACGAUGUGAUGAGGAGCUGCUGGUCCCAAUGUCCGGAAACGCGACCUUCGUUCCGCGUCUUGAAGGAACAGCUGAUCAACGUAUCUCAGCGCUUGCUCAAUGAUUGACUCAACCUUUUGCGGUGUAUGCGCCUGUCCUCGCCAUCAAAACAGUCUAUCCUGACCCCUAAAUCUCCAUCGCUAGGUCGGUCCCCAUCCAUAUUGCCUUCGUCAAACACUUCAUACAAUUCCGCAACGCUGCCCGCCUCACACAAGAUACGGGGACCAGCAUCGUUACCUUCUUCAGCUGGUUCCGUAGUUCCUCUAUCAUCGUCAUCCCCUAAACUUAAAAGAGGUGGCUCGUCAUCACCAAGCACACCUGGUCACCUGGCUAGUCAGCCAUCAUCUAGCUCAUCCGACGUAUGCGACAUAUGCAGCUCCUACGGUCAUCCGUGGAUCGAAAUAUGCAAAGCUAUACGUGCCACUAAGGGUAAAUGAGUAAUACUAUUGUCUUAACCUAUUAUCCUAAUGCAUACUCUCUGGGAAAGAAUUAUAACGUUAAAUUUAAGGUGGAGCGAAAUAUUCAAAAAAAUAUUUCUGGCCAAGAAAAAUUUGAAAUUUUACAAUGGUCAAUAAUUUAUUGUUUUUGGUUUUUUUUUUUUUUCUUUGCUUUGUUUUUCCUAAAGAAUCUCCUAUUCCACCCUAUUCCAAAGUCUUCCCAUAAAGUGUCUGUACAGGUAACUAACCUAUGAGGACGAACACCGCUGAAUCUUAACAACUUAAUCUUCUUUUAAUUCUCGAAAUAAUAUAUAAAUUAAGAUCGAACAAAUGGAAUUGGUUAUUUUCAAUUCUCAAACAUUCGAGUUUAUUCAAAUAUGCUCGUGGUAUUGAAACAUGCAGUUUUUAUAUAAAAAUAUUAAUUCUAACUACAAAAAUUAGAUUGCAGACUCGACGUUCAUAGACGAGUAGCUUUUUACCGAAGUAAUGUAAGCAUAUACGCCAGUUUGUGGAAACGGGUUAAAUGACUGAUACUUGACCCCCGAGAGUAGCAGCUUGAUAAUAAUAACCUAAUAAUUAUUACUGUUCCUCGUGAUACGAUGGAGUGCAUAUAUGAUUAUUAAUAAUAAUAACAAUAAUAACAACAACAGCAACAACAACAACAAUAAUAAUAGUGAUGAUGAUGAUGAUGAUGAUGAUGAUAUGCAUUAGUAAUACCUUUUUGGAUAAAAUGUGCAAUAAUAGGUUAAACAAUAAGUUUAGAUAUUGGCCUUACUAAGCAACAGCUCCAGGUGCACGACCUAAACAUAAAUCUAGCCUGUAAGCAUCCACAUGAAACGUUGCACACGUACACAUAUACAUAAUACCAUACCAAACAUUAACAUACAUGCCUAUAUAUACAUUAUACAUGGAUAUAAUAAUAAUAAUUUGAAAAAAUUCAAUGAGUUCAUAACAUGGGCCCUGUGAAGACAAUAUACGCAAGUCCUUACAGCAUCAGCUAGUCGUUACUAAUAAUAGGAGCGUACAAUGUAACGCUCUGUCUGCUCCAUCGUUCCCCUUGCAUAUCUCUCGCGAAUCGUGAGUCAGAAUUUGCUCGUAUAUGUAAUUGUGUGUGAAUCAUAAUUCCUAAUUAUUGUUGUCAAGUUAUGUGUAUGAAUAAUAAAUAAUAAUCCGUUUAUAGGUAUGAAACCAUGCAGUAACUGCGUAACUGUAUGAUCUGAAGCGUACAUUUCUAACAACAAUAGGUGAAAGAAAAAAAAACUUAGCUUGUCGAAAAGUUGAGGGAAUAGUUAUUUUGCAUAUAAAACCUGUGAAUGAAACUCUUAGUCAAUUUCGUUCAACCAAAUGGGGGUUGUCUUUUGCCUGAAAGUUAAUCUCAUAUGUAACGAUAUGCUUUUAUUAUUAUACUUGAAAACUAAAAAUCUGUCCUUGCUGCCUACUUAUGUAAUUGGAAUGAUUUUUCAUUCUUUUUAAAUUCUCACUGGUCACUCUCCUCUUGUUUUAGAAAUGAUCGAAUUUUGAUUUAACGUAAACCAUGCUCUGUACUGUGUCUUCGCGAUAGUAAAAUUUCUGGCCAAGUAACAGGCUCAACCGUUUCAAUGUCCAUUUAUGAUGCGUUGAAUGCAAAUCCACAAAGAUCCUGUUUUUACGCAACAUUGGAGUUGAUGAGCUCUUCUUUUGAGAUCAGUUGAGGUAUAUUUAAUUUUAACAUCUGAUAUUUUUACAAAACUCGAGAAAAAAACUGUUUUUAUGCGGUUUGUUUUAUUGAGAAAUGAAAUAUUGAAAGCACUAUGAAAAAUGCAGGUCUGCUAUUGGUUAGAUGAAAUUGUAGUGGUUUGUACGUGUAACUGCACUGAUAAGUUCGUGGACUGGAUACACAUCUCGGUUAAAUGAAAAUUCAUUCGUGUGUUACCAUGAUAACAUGUAAAAAAGUUGGGAACAAUCGUCCUAUGUAAGUUAUUCGGUGUAUUAAGACCAACAUUAUUGAAAGAUGAAUAUUGAAAAAAAAAAAAAAAAAAAACAGUUGACAACUAGCUCGAUCUGUCGGUACAGAACAUUAUGAAAAAUAUAUUU